Menidia menidia (Atlantic silverside) is the source of this 741-nucleotide messenger RNA. Lineage: Eukaryota; Metazoa; Chordata; Actinopteri; Atheriniformes; Atherinopsidae. The record is from the annotation of a GenBank genome assembly.
AUGUCUCCUCUCGCUGCGCGCCUGCUGGUCGUUUUCUGCCUGGCUCUGCCUCUGUACGGCGUGGAAAAGGUGAGAAAUAGAGGGUACCGAAAGGAUCCUGACGCUGACAAGUAUGGCAGCUGCAUUCAGGGUCCGGCAGGCACCCCUGGCAGAGAAGGUAACCCCGGAGCUAACGGCAUUCCAGGCACACCUGGUAUUCCGGGCCGGGAUGGACUCAAAGGUGAGAAAGGAGAAUGCAUCAGCGAGAUUUUCGACGAGCCCUGGAGGCCCAACUACAAGCAAUGUGCCUGGAGCUCGCUAAAUUACGGGAUCGACCUCGGCAAAGUAGCUGUUGCAGGCACGUGUUCCGUGGAUACAUGGCUGUUCCCUGCUGUGCCACAGGACUGCACCUUCACCAAGCGGCGCUCGGACAGCGACCUCAGGGUCCUCUUCAGCGGCUCGCUCCGCCUCAAAUGCAAGAACGCCUGCUGCCAGAGGUGGUACUUCACCUUUAACGGGGCCGAGUGCACCGGACCCCUGCCCGUGGAGUCCAUAAUCUACUUAGACCAGGGGAGUCCUGAGCUCAACUCAACCAUCAACAUCCACAGAACAUCCUCAGUGGAAGGGCUGUGCGAAGGCGUCAAAGCUGGGCUGGUGGAUGUGGCGGUGUGGGUCGGGACCUGUGCAGACUAUCCCAGGGGUGACGCAUCUACAGGCUGGAACUCUGUAUCCAGGAUCAUCAUUGAGGAGCUGCCUAAAUAA